GAGCGAGCAAGCGCGUCACACGCUCGUGGGGGGGAAAUCAAGAGGGCGAAAACGGCUCGUGGACACAAUGGAUUCGCGAACAGAAGAAUUUUUCGUUGAUUAAAACACAGAGUCUUCGAUGAACACGAGAAACAAGAAGUGGAAGCAGAGGGCUAUGCCAUUUCUGCUAAUUUUUAGUGCUGAUUGAUUAACCAUGAUGAAGACUGAACCCCCAUCUGCCAGUGGUAGCACUACCACCACCCUCGUAGUGCGAAGCGCGUCUCCGCACAGAAAUGCCUAUGAGGCUGGAAUUCAAACUCUUAAGCCAGUAAAAAAUCCCAGUGCUGCAAAUGGAGAGGAUGGAAAACCUCGACCACAGGGCCGGGGCCGCAGGUAUGGCUCCAAUGUGUACCGCAUCAAGAACAUGUUCAUGCAGAUGGGUUCUCCAGGGGAUGAAGAGGAUCCGUCAAAGGCUAAAGCUCAAGACCAGGCAGUGCGACUGUCCCUCCCCAGAGCCAGCAGUCUGAAUGAGAAUGUGGACCACAGUGCGCUACUGAAACUCGGCGGAACUGUGUCAGAACGGGUUAGCCGCUUUGACGGAAAGACUGAUGGUAGCUCCACCCGUGGGACAAACGCAGGUUUAUCCAAGCUUCAGGAAACACGGAAGAUCUUUGAACAACGUCAUCUCCAGGAGAAGCAGGCCGCAACUAACCGGAUCCUGUUAAAGAAAGAGCGGGCAUCAGGAUUCCAAGAUAGCCGUCUGGAUGUUGUGGUUCGCUUUAAUGGCAGUACCGAAUCAUUGGAUAGAAUGGACACAGGAGACUAUCCCGCAGAAGCAGUGUCCCCUACGGUUAGCCAGCUGAGUGCUGUGUUUGAAAAAGCAGACCAGCGUAACAACCUCCACCGACCGUCCUCAACUUCCCCACUGCCCUCUCAUGGUGUAAGCCCUACCCCAAGCCAAAUCGAAGGAAUAAACUCCAAAAUCAUCUCCAGAAAGGUGCGGGCCUUACCUACAACAGGGAAUCAAGAGGAAGGGGCUCAGCUUAAAGACCAGGAGGCUGGACCUGAGAGUCUGAAGACCAGGACAGCUAUCCAAUCUGAUGGACCCAACAAUAAACCAUCUGAGGAUGUCACCGCUGGUACAGAUCUAGAUAAAUCCUGGUCAGAGGAGUUCCAGGACGAGAUAAAGGAGUCCAAACCUGGUGAGCAUGCAGGAUCCAUCAUGCCAGAUGCAGGGAGUAGACUGGUGGAGGCGGAUGUCCAUGCCUCUCUGGAAAAUGGGGAGGCCACCAGCACCCAUGAGCCUUCAGAACAAAGAGAGGAAAUUGGACAGCCAGCAGGAGAGGCUGGCACAGAGGAGGACUUGCACAAAGAGGAUAUCUCUGAAGCAGACCUGGUUGACAUCAGCGCGUACAGCGGCAUCGGAGAGGACUCUGGUGGUAGUCAGCUGGAUGAGGAUGAGGAGGCAGAAGAUGAUGAUGCUUACGAACCAGAAUCCAGCUGUUCAGAAGUCCCCGGGCUGCCAGUAGAAGAUGAAACACCCCCUAGCAGGAAGAUUCAUUUCAGUACAAACCCUAUCAAGGUUUUCACCACGUACUCAAAUGAGGACUAUGACAGGCGCAAUGAUGAGGUUGACCCAAUGGCAGCCUCAGCCGAGUAUGAACUGGAGAAGAGAGUGGAGAGACUGGAUCUAUUCCCCGUUGAGCUGGAGAAAGAUAAAGAUGGAUUGGGAAUCAGCAUCAUCGGAAUGGGUGCAGGUGCAGACAUGGGCCUGGAAAAACUCGGUAUCUUCGUCAAGACGGUCACAGAGGGAGGAGCUGCCCAUCGAGAUGGAAGGAUCCAGGUGAAUGACCUCAUCGUAGAGGUGGAUGGAACCAGCCUGGUGGGCGUGACCCAGAAUUUUGCUGCAUCAGUCCUGAGGAAUACCAGCGGAACUGUCAAGUUUGUGAUUGGCCGGGAGAAGCCAGGGGAGCAGAGUGAGGUGGCCCAGCUGAUCCAGCAGACACUGGAGCAGGAGAGAUGGCAGAAAGAAAUGAUGGAGCAACGCUACAACCCCUACAUGGAGGAGGACGAAGAGACGGGUGAGUAUGCCACAGAUGAGGAAGACGAGAUGAGCCCCAUGUUUCCCAAUGCCAUCGAGGUGUUUGACCUGGCAGAGAAUGAGGACAUGCUUUCGCCUGCGGAGAUGGACCCAGAGAAACUUACACACAAGUUUAAGGAGCUCCAGAUAAAGCAUGCUGUGACCCAAGCUGAGAUUCAGCAGCUCAAGAGAAAGCUGGCUCAUGCUGAGCAGGAUAAGCUGCGCUGGCGUAUGGAGAGGGCUCAGUUGGAGCAGACGGUGAGGGAGAAUAAAGAGCGGAUGGAGAAGUUGGAGGGGUAUUGGAUGGAGGCUCAGAGCUUGUGCCAAGCAGUGGACGAGCACCUGAAAGAGACGCAGGCGCAGUACCAGGCACUGGAGCGCAAAUAUAGCAAAGCCAAACGCCUCAUCAAAGAGUAUCAGCAGAAAGAGAUUGAGUAUUUAAAAAAGGAAACUGCCCAGCGCAGAUCACAAGAGGAAUUCGAGGCCUGUCACAAGGUGGAGACAGAAAAUCUCCAGGAGAAGCUUACUGAUUUAGAGUCAAAGGUUGGUGCCCUGAAGGAUCUGGAGCCUUCGUAAGUCUCCGGCUUCAGAAAAGAUGGACAGAACAAAAGAAACGCCUUCAACCCUGCCCACUCUACCCUCCGACCACAUUUUCCCUCCAUGGCCUGAAACUGAACUGAAGAACAGGAAUCAUGAUGAGGGGUGUGACCGGGGACAUAGAGGGAACAAUCACUGUACCAGACGCCUGAGGGACGUCAACCCAAUAGCCCAACAGGAGGCCCUUUUUAUACAUCCAUUUAGUCAUGUUUUCCUUAUUUCUGUUUAAGCUCCCUCACAAGUAUUAUGAGCCUCUCUGAAGUCGGUAGGAAUGUAGAACGGUAAAUGAACACAACUCAAAUGCUUGCAUCAGAAAACAAAAACAGUGUACUUCUGGUCUUAAUCAGAGGAGGAUUGGAGUGAGGGGUGUUCUGUAUAGCAAUGAUUGACAAGAGGACUGUUUGUAUAUAUUAUUGCAUAUAUUUAAAUAUUAAAAAUGCUUAAGCAAAAUGCUGGGGGGGAGGAGAGGGGUAAGGGCUUUACCUUUUUUCACAUAUAGGCAAAUAAUACAGUGAAAAAAUUGUCCAUUUACUUUUUUUUUGCAUGGCAAAAGAGAUGUUUUCAGGUAAUUUAUUUUUACUUUUAAGAACAAAAUUGGCAAACAGGGUGAGAAAUGUGUAAGCUUGAUAUUUAGAGUUAGCAUUCACAGGCUUCUAAUGUUUGCUUUCUGUAACAAAACGACACAUUUAUGAAAUGAAUAGGGGCUAAUGAGUAAUGGUUUCUUCAAAAAGAAAACAUCACUUUUAAACUCUUAUUGGGUGCAAUGCUUAUGUGAAACUCAGAACCGUUCAGAGGUACCGUAUGCCUCUCACCUCUGGUCUCGGUUACAUUACAGUUAUGAGACUAUACAGUACAUUCAGAUAAGAAUUCUGCACCAAUCAGACAUAUGUUGUAUUGCUACCCAAACUGUUUCAUCAGCCCUCACUGUUAACCCAGUCUUUUAGUGUGUUUACAGAUAUAUUGGUCUCUGGAGUCUAUGUUAAGUGCAUUCAGAUUGCACUGCAGAGAGCCCUGGAGAAUCCUAAUUUGUUAUGCCUGUUGGCUGUCCUACUUUUUUGAUUGAUUCAGUAUUAUCAUUCCACGAACUACAAUGUGGAAUCUCCUUUUUGUUAUUAAGUGGUGUUAAGAGUCACUUUUGUCUUCUAUGUUUUAACCACAGAUGUUUAAAUGUGUUUAAUUUUAUUUUUAAGUCAUACUCCUGGGAAAACUGGAAUUUUGACACAACAAUUGAUGGAGAACGUUUGAGGAGGGAAUUCACAAAGAAUGAAUUGUGGCCAUUAAAAGUGCUGUUUGUUGGCACGCACUCUCUGCACUGGUUUAGUGGCCAAUUCACUGAAGGAAUUAUGCAGAUCAGGCAAACGCGCAAAAUCUGUCCUGAACGCAAUUUGCACGGUGCAGCUUUUUGUGCUGAAGUACCACAUGCAAAAGUGCUGUAGGUGUUUAGUGAAUUCACCCCUGAAACUUUGAGGGUAUGUGUCACCUUGUUGUGUCAGGACCUGCUUCUGCAACACAAAUUGAAACCACAGAACUAGUCUCAACUCGGCAUGAUAACUCAACCAAGUUAAGAGAUAUUGGGCGUCAUUCAUAAUACACAAGCAGAACUAAUUUCUGUGUAAAUUGCCUGUAAAACCAAAUUGUCGCACUAAAAAAACUGACAACACAUUUUAAUUAGGGAUGUCCUGAUACCAUUUUUUUUUGAGAACAAGUCUGAUUACUGAUACUAACUUUUCGGUUCUCCCGAUACCGAUAGUUGUUUGUUUAUUUUUGUCACAUAAAGUAACAGAGCAUCACAGACAGUGGCAUAACAACAGGGAGUGGAGGGUGGACAGGACCUGAGGUGACAGGGGGUUUUCGGUUUAAUAAUCAUACUGGAACAUAAUGUGAUUUUAAUUUGUGCGAUGAAUGACAUUCGUACGUCGGAUAGUUUCAUUUAUUUUUACAAACCCGAGUACAAGUACAUGAGCGCUGUAUCAGAGUACAGUACAGGAAUACAGUAUCAGUAUCGUGACAUCCUUACAGUCGUGGCAUCAUGAUUGAACAAUAGUUUUUAAAGCAUUAAACUUUCUUUUGACACAUUCUGCAACGGGAAAAUGGUUUACAAUUUACACAAAUUCAGUGUCUCAAUUAAUGAAUGAGGCUCACUGAUUUGAGUGCAGAUAAACAUUCCCAAAUGAUUGACUAUUUACAUGAGCAGUGUUGAGAAUUCAUUCUCGAGAGUAUUUAUUUAAUUUGAUAUGAUAACUGUGUUUUGUUCUUUUCUGUGUUGGUCCUCUUGUGUAAAUCAAAGAAGUCCAUCCAUUUUGUUUCAAAAGUUUCAAGUAUAUGUUUUUUUUUAUACAAGAAACUCUGAACCAUUGUGAAGUAUUGAAAGCCCUUGUGAUUAUCAGGGUUUCUUACCCUUUCUUUCCCCAAAGUGUUUUAUUGUUGUCAUAGACAUCAGCUGCUCAUUUCUACAUAUUUCUUUUAACAGUACAAGUCAUCACGUAUUUUCCAUGUUUUGAAAAUUUUGAAAGCUGAUAUCUGCAUCCCAACAACAGGACAAUGUUUUAAUUAUAGAAAUGACAACACAGAUGAUAAGAAUCUUAAUUAUGGUAUUCUGAGGGCAGUUCUGGCAUCUUUGAAUGUUGAUCGUCCUAAACUGUUAUUAGCCUGAGUAUGUUUAUUUCCAGUUUUGCCUUCAAAGUUACCUUAAAGAUUUUUUUGGAAACUUUUUCUUCUUCUUUUUCCACUAACCCUGGGACUAUCAUCUGCGUUUAGAAGACGAUUACUGCUCUGAAAGCCAUUUUAAAGCUAUUAACCAAGUGCAGACCAUUUUUCUGAGAAAUACCUCCAUUUUAAGGAUAUUGGAUCAUUCCACAAUGGUUGAUGCCAUGGUAAAUCUAAAAAACGGACCCAUUUUGAGGGCUUUUUUCAUUCUGGACAGCUGCACAACCUCAAGGAAAUCAUCAUCUUUAAAGAACUUGGCAAGAUAUACCAACAGCACCAACAUAUUUGCUGUGUACAGUUCUGAGCAUCUGUUUGCAGUGUUUUAACACGCUGGCUAGUACACAACAACCUUGUGUGUGGAUUUCUGGAUGGCAAAUUUAUACAAGAAAACGUUAAAAAAAAAAUUGUAUCCCUGUGCGUUAUACUGUAGAAACAAACGUGUUAUGGUGGAAACAUAAAGAUAGAACACUGAAUCUUGUCAAUGCUUAAAAUUAAAUUUCACACGUUUAGCAUAGCUUAGCUUAGCUGCCUUUAAUGAAAUGAAUUUGCUUCCAUGUACAGAAAAGGACUCGGUGUUGCUCUCCUCAAUUUCUGGUGUAAUAGUUGCUUCCACUUUAUAUUUGGUGUCUAAUAAAGUGAACACAGAAUAAACUUCAUUUGAAGUUAUUACGUUGAACAAGCAUUUACAACUCAACAAGUAAUUAAGUAAUUACGGUGCAUUUAAAGAAUUAUGAGCACAUUUGUUUGACACCUAACGUAAAGCUGAAAUGCCACUUAUGUUUGUUUUACACUCGACUCCAUUUCCUCUGUAUUGAUUUUACUUUUCUUCUUUUACCCAUGCCAUGUAAAUUGCUACCACGUGAAACCUGAGGAAGGCGUGCUUCAUUUGAAGUAUCAUCAUCUUGCAUAAUUACUGUCAUUAAAAAUAAAUGCAGAAAUGUGCUGAU
Xyrauchen texanus (razorback sucker) is the source of this 6309-nucleotide messenger RNA. Its product is annotated as neurabin-2-like. Gene Ontology annotation, molecular function: actin filament binding. Gene Ontology annotation, biological process: actin filament organization; neuron projection development; calcium-mediated signaling. Gene Ontology annotation, cellular component: actin cytoskeleton; postsynaptic density; dendrite. The record is from RefSeq and is a predicted model, not a curated record. NCBI's taxonomy places the organism in Eukaryota, Metazoa, Chordata, Actinopteri, Cypriniformes, Catostomidae. The transcript is spliced from 11 exons. Bases 194 to 2635 code for a protein of 813 amino acids.